GAGCGCCUCUGCACUCCGGCGUGAUCACAUACCCAUCACACACACAGACACAGCAUCCCAGUCCACCCAAACGGUUUUCAUACAUGCUGACACAGCUCCGCCAGAGGACCUCACCAAAGAAGACAUGGAUGCUCAGAGAAGAAAGGGAUAAAAGUGGAGCAAAAGAAGGAAGAAAACAAGAAGAAAGAGUAAAAGCUGCGACGAGAGUGAAUGGAGAAGAGAGAAGAGGAUAAAGGGCUAAAGAAGACAAGAGAGAAAGUGCUGGCACAGUAGAGGACAGAAAACAGGUGCAUCGAGGCGGAGAAUGGGCAAUUCCUCCUUCCCAGGUCGAGAGAAGAGAAAGGGUCCCAUGAUCUCUGCCGGUGAUGCCGAGUUCCCGCGGGAUUACCACACCCUGGCUGCCGGUGGCGGCCGUGGGGCCCGGCGGUUCCCCGAUAACACCAAUGGGGGGUUUACAUCAUCCUCACUGGACCGUCGGCACAAUUCUGUGGCCGCUAAGAGCCUGGAGGCGCUGAACAGCAUUCACAAGGCUGACAUAGAGCGGCAGCGAGAUGCACUGAUGGACCUCCAGAAAAACAAGUACACCAACAGCCCCGGCAGCGUGUCCCAGGGCCCGGCUGCUGGUGGACGACAGCAACAACCAAACUAUUGGAGCUUCAAGACUCGCACCCCACGCGUGACACGACUAAGUCCAACCCAGCCUGCUCUCGCUGACCAGGCCAGCAGGGUGUCCUUUGCGUCAGCUGAAAAUCUGGAGACCAUGUCAGAGCCUGACAUCCCCAUCGGCUUUAACCGGAUGAACCGGCUUCGCCAGAGCCUGCCCCUGGCCCGGUCAUCCAGCCAGGCCAAGCUACGGGCGCCAGGGAUCUUGUUCCUCCAGCUUGGGGAGGAGACACGCAGGGUGCAUCUGACCCACGAACUGACCAGCCUGGACACUCUGAGGGCGCUCAUAGUGCACAUGUUCCCCCAGAGACUCACCAUGGCCAUGCUCAGGUCUCCCAGCACAGCUCUGCUGAUCAAAGAUGAGACUCGUAAUGUUUUCUACGAACUAGAGGAUCCACGGGAUGUUCAGGACCGCUGUGUAAUUAAGAUUUACUGCAAAGAGCCCAUUUACGGCACCUACCCCGGACACCACAACCCACACCUAGCUAACGGAGACCUCCGGAGGGAGAUGGUGUAUGCACCUCAGGACUCCCCACCUAACCGUCGCCUCAGCAACCCGCCCAUGUCUUCCCAGCACUCAUCUUCCUCAGCCUCGCCUCCCCAGGGUUCACCAUCCCGUGCCCGACUCCUCUACAGUGGUGGCAGGCCUUCCUCCUAUGCCGGGCCUCCACACCACACCCACUCCCUGCCCCACCCGCACUCUCAGUCCCACCACUCCUCCCCCCACCAGCAGCCCCAGAUCCACCAGCCCCACCAUCCGCAGUCAGCCUUCUGCGCCUCCUCCAGCGCCAUCCUGGAACGCAGAGAUGUGAAGCCUGACGAUGAAGUAGGGGGAUCCAGGAGCAUGGUCCUACUGCGGGGGGAUGAUCGUGGCGGAGGCGGGAUCUAUGCAGACCCCUACUCUCUGGGGGCGGAGACAGCUCGGUUAAGUCUAGCAGGAGGCCCUCACUCACCUCUACCUGCCAGAGCAGAUCCCUAUGGCUCCUUAUAUCGCCGAGGGGGGGGCGGAGGCGGCGGCGGUACUGGAUCAGUGCGGUCCCUCACCUCCUAUUCAGCUGCUGCUUUACAAGGCGAGCUAAUGGAACGUGAAGCUCUCUAUAGACCUGGAGGACCACUUUAUAACGACGCCUAUGCUGCUUCUAUGUUGGCCAUGGGCCUCCGGGUGCCUCCGCCCUCCUCCCCUCAGAAGAUACCAGACAUGAGAGAUUCCUAUGGAGGCACCAUGCCUGGUCGGGGGUCUCCUGGGAGGCAGAGCUUGAGAAGGGACUCUGUGACCUCUUCUGUAUUCGGAGACAGUCCUAAAGCCCGUGGGCAGGGUGCAGGGUUGGGCCUCACCUCAGAGCAGCUCUGCUUGAUGGCUGGUCCUGGCGGGGAGGGAGGAGGCCCUGGACCCUUUGGCUCUCCUCUGCUGGGAAAUGAGACAGAAACCAGGGAGCGUAUGGAGGCUAUGGAGAAGCAGAUAGCCAGCCUGACUGGGCUGCUGCAAAGAGUCCUUAGCCGAGCGCCUGAGGCAGAGAGCCCGGAGAAGAUUGAGUCAGCCAGUGACUGCUCAGGAACUGACACUGGACGAUCAAAAAAAAAGAAAGCUCUGACACCCUCUGCUCCCUUGGCGCUGAUGCCACCCCCACCAUCGGGUGCCAACCAGCCAGUGGCAGUGUCCCGUCUGCAGAUGCAGCUCCACUUACAAGGCCUGCAGCAGAACACCAACGCACUUCGCAAACAGCUCUCUCAGCUGCGGAACAUGCAGUUGGAAAACCAGGACUCAGUCUUGUCGCUGCUGAGGCAGACAGAGUCAGAGUUAAGCCUCAUGAUGCUCGAUGCCAUGCGCACCCAGGAGGACCCACUCCAAAGACAACGCCUCCUAGUGGAAGAGGAAAGACUGAAGUACCUCAACCAAGAGGAGCUGCUCAUACAGCAGCUGCAUGAUCUGGAGAAGUCAGUGGAGGAGCUGCAGAGGAACUCAUCAGUCAACCACGGACUAGUAACCGAGCAGGAUGUAGAUCAGAAGAGCAAGGAGCUAAGGAUUCUGGGAGAGACCCUCACUGAGCUCAAAAACCAGUUCCCCAGCCUGCAAAGUAAGAUGCGGGUGGUGCUGAGGGUGGAGGUGGAGGCUGUGAAGUUCCUGAAGGAGGAGCCCUACCGUCUGGAGGCCCUGCUGAAGCGUUGUAACACCAUGACAGAUGCCCUCAGCACACUACGCAGUGUUUUUUUUCCCCCCUUUAUGUACAGACAAGUCACUGAAGGUGUGUGGAAGGGUCCUGAAGACCUCCCUAGCCAAACCCAGAAGAGAGCAGAAGACCUGAGCCGGAGCUCAGACCUGGAUAUCCUCAACAGUCCACCUCUUAGUCUCAGCGACCUGAGCACCAGCGCUGGCCUCGCCAACUGGAUGCCCGUGUCCACCGCUGACGCAGACACAUCGGGUCCUGAACAGGACAUCCAGCCGUCAAUGACCUUUAGGAACCGAAUACUUGAUGAGCUUCCGAGUCGCCGUCCUUCAGAUAAGGCUGUGUCGGCUGAAGUCAGACUGGCAGCAGAGCGGGACUGGGAGGAGAAGCGUGCCAGCUUGACCCAGUUCAGUGCCCAGGACAUCAAUCGCUUGCUGGAAGAGACCCAGGCUGAGCUGAUGAAGGCCAUCCCGGACCUCGAUUUCGCUGCCAGGCACAUCAACAAGCCAGCAGUGCCCCCCAAGCCCCAAAUAACCAUCCCAAUAACCUCUACUACAGCCACUUCCUCUGCAGCUGGGACCACUGGGACCACAGCCACUACCACCACCACCGCCACACCCAGCGGGGACCAGCAGCCUGGCAAGGUGCAGCUGGCUGCCCAGAAGUUGAACAGCAUGGAGGGGGCUGGUUCACAUCGAGGGUCAGUCGAACUCAACGUGGCUAGAUAUCGUACAGAAAAGCCCUCCAAGUCUCCCCCACCGCCCCCACCACGCCGAAGUUUCCCGUCCGCUCAUGGUCUCACCACCAACCGCACUGGGGAGGUCAUCGUCACCACUAAGAGCCUGAAGGCGGAGGAGGACGUAGACAUGCCUAAAACUCUGGUAAAGUUGAGGCGGACUCCCUGUGACACCCCUCGACCUGCCUCGACCCCACCUGUGAUAGCAGCGUCCGCCAUCCAGGAUGAAGACGACGAAGAGAAGAUCAUCGCUGAGCUAGAGAUAUUCCAGAGAACGCCUGUAAAAGAAUCUACAUGUAAUAAACAGUACAGCAGCCAACCAAAGGCCGCCCCUACCCCAUCAUGCAUCUUUGGUUCCCUGGGCAAAAAGAAUAGCAGUAACUCCCCAGGGCCAACCAAGGGUCCCACCGUGGCAGCCAGGCUCAAACACCUUCAGCAGGGCAGCCUGGAGAGACCCAAAACCCGCAAGCAGAAAGAGGAUUUCCCUAAAGUCCAGGGCCAGCAGCAGUGCUGAGCUUUUGUCACUAACUGCUUUUUUUCUUGCACUACGGCAGAAACCCUGCUCAUUCUGACCAAUCAUCACUUUUGCUGACGUUUCCCUCCGCUGCUUUUUUCUCACAUCAUUUUGAUCUGCGAGCCAGCCAGUCUUUACCCCCCCCUUCCCCCUCCCCUCCCCCCUAUCCUCUUGCUUUGCUUUCUUCAUUCUCUGUCUGCUUCUCAGGUCUCUCAGGUCUCAGCUGGACUAAAUACGUGAGGAGUGAGUACUCGGAUCAUUCUGGUUUUGGACUCCAAAAUCCUAGUUAAGAGAUUUUGUAAUUUGUCAGAUUUACAAAGAAGAGUUUAACUAAUUUAAUCAUCAUCUGACCAUCAGCUAGAGGUCACCAAAUUAUGACAGUAGAGCCAAAUAGAAUUCUUUUACGAACCAAUGAUUCAUUUACUGCCCCAUGAGACAUAGCUCUGUUUUACAUUAAGUAAAGACUGAAAUGUUCUGGAUAAAUUUUAUUGGUUGUAUCUAUUUGCUCUGGACCUGCAGUAACAAGCAGUGCGGGGAUUUCACUUUUAACAUCUGUGCUGCAAAUCCAUCAUCCAUCAUAUCUAACAAUCAUUUGAUUACAAAUGUAAAGUAGGUUUGACCCCAGAUUUUUGUGCAGACGUUCUAACGAAACCCUAGAUUUGGAAAAUAGGCUCAACAAAGAGCUGGAAUGAAAGGGUGAACGCUGAAACUUGUUGGUUGAAGCAAAUGUAAAAUGACAAGAAAAAUAAUCCUGCACAUGGUUUAUGUGCUGUUUGACAUUUCGCCGGAGGGGAAUCUGAAUCUACGAGUGUGUGAUCAUAACACUGGCAAAAAUUUAAUUAUAAAAUGAUGUUUCAAUAUAUAGUGAAUACAUUUAUGGAAUGUAUUAAUAGACUCUCAAACAGCAUUAAAAGCACGGAAAUAGAAAUAUAAAGUAUAACCUAAAAUCACUUCUCAGAUAUAUUGUAUGUAUAUUAUAUGACCAUUUAGUUUUUGUUUGAAGAGAUCGCUUUAUUAACAUGUAAAAAAUAAAGUCUCAUCUAUGUUUUAUAUAAUCAAGCUUUUUUUGUAUUUUUAUACUUGGAAAAAAAAAAAGAGGAUUCAUAAGCAUGUAACACGUUUAUUCUGUAAAUUAUUAUUUUUCUGUUUGAAAGAUUUUUUAUUUUUUCUGCUAACCAUAAUCAUUUGUUAUAGAAAUCACAGAGACCAGUUAGCAGUGGAAGAGUGGGAGGUACUCCAGAUGGUUGUGAUGUACGGACAGAACUAGUACCACCACAUUAUUAAAGCACAUAUCCUCCUUCCUCGAAAACGAUCACCUCACUGAUAAAACACCCCAUUUUGUAGCUGUUUUCCUCUAUUAUAACCAAUAGUGUAUGUACACUAUACAGACUAUACAGUUUAAAUUGUAUUGAUGGUUUCUUGAUGAAUGUGUGAUCGUUCAAACCAUUUGUGGAUGUUCAGAAAUCAUGUAUAUAGACCCAAAUAGUAUUAUACAAAUUUUAUGUGAAUUUUUUUAGGCAAAAAAAAUAAUCCAAGAUGGCAUGCAUACUGUAUACAUUCCUGGAAAUCUGCACGCUGGGUCAACAGAGGUCUCAUUUUCUUGUCAAUAAUUCUGUGUAUACUUGUGAGUGUAUGAUAGAGUAAACAGAAAUUGUACAGUAACAUAGAUUUUGUAUUAUGUUUAAAUGGGUGGGUAAGGCCCCUUUUACUGUCAGAAAAAAGGAAAAAAAGAUUAUUACAACUAUAGAGAAAGAUAUUUGAAUGAUAUUGUAUAUCAACUACUGUUCCUGGAGUCUGAGAGUGAUGCUUGCCGUGUGGGAUAAUUGUUGUUUGUGAAUUGUGAAGAAGAAUGAUAACCUACUACGAAAUCAGUAUACUAAAGACCAACUUACAGUGCAAAACACCACGCAACUUUGUGUAUGGAGGGUAAAGUUGCUGCUUCGUGUGAGAAAAAUCAACCAUACAAAGGUUGCUGCUUUUGUACGUUCCUGUUGUGUUUUUGUGACAAUAAAAGUGACCCUCUUAUACAUGA
Molecule: messenger RNA, 6110 nt
Organism: Sphaeramia orbicularis (orbiculate cardinalfish)
Lineage: Eukaryota; Metazoa; Chordata; Actinopteri; Kurtiformes; Apogonidae
Product: SRC kinase signaling inhibitor 1-like
Exons: 21
Coding region: 305-4078 (1257 amino acids)
Biological process (GO): regulation of dendritic spine morphogenesis
Cellular component (GO): postsynaptic density; cytoplasm; actin cytoskeleton
Source: RefSeq, a predicted model, not a curated record